AUGGCUGCCAACACCAAGAUAGCCUUCUCGUUCGGAGGGGUUAAGCUCCCAGCGACUGGCUCAGCCCCAGCGACAUCCCCGAAAUCCAACUUGGAAGCGCUCAUGGCCCAGUCCAAAGCCAAAUCUAAACCCACCUCCAAACCCCUGCUCUUCGACGAGGAUGAGGAUGACACCCCCGCCCCCGCUCCUUCUCUCGCUGGUCCCUCACGUUCCCGUCCUUCUGCCAAGCCAGCGGUGUCCGGAUCCGGAGCAGCCCCUCUCCCCCGCGCGAGCCGGAAAGCGCAGGAAGAGGCCCUCGCGCUCGACGCCUCCGUCUUUGACUAUGACGGGGUCUAUGACCAGCUCAAGUCGCGAGAACGGCAGGCGGAGGCGGCCAAGAAGGCGGAGAGUGAGGAUCGGAAGCCAAAGUACAUGGAGGGGUUUCUGGCGAGUGCGCAGACGAGAAAGUUGGAUCGAUUGAGGGCGGAAGAGAAGAUGUUGGCGCAUGAGCGGGAGAAGGAGGGUGGGAUGUAUGAGGAUAAGGAGAAGUUCGUGACGGAAGGGUAUAAGAAGCAGAUGGAGGAGGUGAGGAAGGCGGAAGAGGAGGAGAGGGAGCGGGAAGAGAAGCUGCGGAGAUCAGCCAAAGGCCCCGGUCUCACCGCCUUCUACAAGACCAUGCUCGACUCCUCAGCAGCGGCUCAUGACGCCGUCACCGAAGCCCCAGCAGCGGCCGGUCCAUCACUUGCAAUCCGACCACCUAUUGCACCGGGAUACGAGCCUGAAGCGGAAUACGACCCCUUCCUCGCUCGCGAAGCAGCCGCUUCUUCCUCCUCUUCCUCGGCUCCUCCUCCAGCUAAAAAGACGGCAACGGCCCCAGACGGCUCGUCUGUAGAUAUCAACGACGAAGGCGAGGUCGUCGAUAAGCGAGACCUCCUCCGUGCCGGGCUAAACAUCACCAAGAAGCCCAAGGCGGAACUGCCCGACUCGCUUCGGUCAGGCGGGCGAGGUACCGGCGCCGGACUGGAAGGAGGCGUGUAUCAGUCCAAGGCGGUCGGGACGGCAGCUGGUUAUCAGGACCGGAUGCGUAGGGAGAGGGAGAGACUGGCGGCUCAGCUUAAAGAGGAGAAUGAGCGCAAGAAGGCGGAUGCGGAGAGGCGGCUGAGGGAGGAGGAGGAGGCUGCUAGGAGGAGGAGGGAGGGUGAUGAUGGAGAAGCGGAAAAGAGGCGGGCGGAGGCGAAAGCGAGAUAUGAGGAGAGGAAGAGGAAGAUGGCGGAGGGGGGGAAGGGGAAGAAGGGGAAAGAUGGGGAAGAGGAGAGUGCGAAGAAGGUGAAGGCAUGA
This is a messenger RNA of Dioszegia hungarica, 1317 nucleotides long. RefSeq names its product coiled-coil domain-containing protein 55-domain containing protein. The transcript is spliced from 2 exons. Gene Ontology annotation, biological process: regulation of alternative mRNA splicing, via spliceosome. Bases 1 to 1317 code for a protein of 438 amino acids. Lineage: Eukaryota; Fungi; Basidiomycota; Tremellomycetes; Tremellales; Bulleribasidiaceae. The record is from RefSeq and is a predicted model, not a curated record.